AACUAACCGUCAGUACAUAUACGUACGUGUGUAUGAAGACCGCGGUCUUCUUUCCCGAUUCGAGUUUGGAUUCAGUAUUCUGUCGUGAAAACUUCAGUUUCAUUUCGUUUGAAUCGUUCGAUAUUCGCAGACAUCGUGUUCGAUCAUGGCUCAGGACAAUCUCACCGGUAUUCUCUACGGUAUUAAUGACAUACGGCUGGAACAAACUGCUAUCGAGGAGCCUGGCCCUAAUGAGGUACUCUUACAAAUGAGUUGCGUCGGCAUCUGCGGUUCCGAUGUUCAUUAUCUCGUGAAUGGGAAAAUCGGUGACUUUGUAGUGCGCGAACCCAUGAUCAUGGGCCACGAAUCUUCCGGUGUUGUCGCCAAGCUGGGAAAGGAUGUGAAGAAUUUCAAGGUUGGUGACCGUGUGGCUAUCGAACCCGGCGUGCCUUGUAGAACCUGCCGAUUCUGUAAAGAAGGCCGUUACAACCUGUGCGAGGAUAUUGUGUUCUGCGCUACCCCUCCGGUGCACGGAAGCCUCAGACGUUUCUACAAACACGCGGCCGACUUUUGUUUCAAGUUACCUGACCAUGUGACGUUGGAAGAAGGUGCAAUGUUGGAACCUUUAUCGGUGGGGGUGCACGCCUGUAAACGGGCGAAUAUCGGCAUUGGCAUGAAGGUGUUGAUUUUAGGUGCCGGACCGAUCGGGCUAGUGUCGUUGCUGGUAGCCAAAGCUAUGGGCGCCAGCAAGAUCGUUAUUACCGAUUUGGUGCAGCACAGAUUGGACAUCGCGAAGAAACUCGGUGCCGACGAAACGCUUUUGAUACGCAGGGAGGGCACGGAGGCUGAAACCGUGAAGAAAAUUCACGAGCUAGUCGGAGAGGAACCGGACAGAACGAUCGACGCGUCUGGAGCUCAGUCGUCGAUUCGCUUGGCUAUUCUUGCAACGAAAUCCGGCGGUGUGGCAGUUUUGGUAGGCAUGGGAGCACCAGAGGUCCAAAUCCCGUUGAUUAAUGCGCUUAUCAGGGAAGUGGAUAUCAGAGGCGUGUUUCGAUAUGCUAACGAUUACGCCGAUGCAUUGGAUCUUGUGGCUACAGGGAAGGUAGACGUGAAGCCACUUAUAACUCACAAUUAUAAAUUGGAGGACACUCUGGCAGCGUUUGAGACUUCGAAAUCGGGACAAGGGAAUGUCAUCAAGGUUAUGAUACAUUGCAAUUAAAAAACGGACGUUCAACGAGAAAGACACCAGUAUACAUAGACCGCCUUGCUCACCUUUUAUGCGAUGAGAAAGUUCGGUAACUGUCCACUUGUGACGAAAACUGAACGAAAUCUCUUUUUCUAAUCAUUCGAGACUGUGAAUCCUUGCACCUGCCGAAAGUAUGUUUGAGCCAAAUAAAACGCACCCUGACGAGUAGGGAACAUUGGUCGUGUUCCACGUAAGAAUAUAAUUAUUGAAAUUAUAUACACAGAUCAUAGUAAUUAAAAUAAAAUUAAAAGACUUAUUUUUUUAGUAAUAUUACCAUGAUAUUAUCAUGUGCUUGCGAUAUUAGAACGCAUCACGAUAUUGCCGAACAAUGCUGUCGUACGCGGCGGGUAUACAUAUAGGUAAAUAUCGUAUUUGUAUACAUACAUAUACGCGUACGCUCCAUAAGCGAUGCAAAUAGUGCGCGCAAAAAAAUUUCCUUUUCCUUUAAGUCAAGAUUUUGGCACUCCUUAUUCGCACCAAAUCCAACUUACGAUUCGCAGGAUCAAGAUGCGGACUCAAAGAUGCGAUUCUGCGUUUCAUCGAACCGAGGGUUUAUAAAUUUCCCUUACAUAAAUAACAGCAUGUUUUCAUCGAUAGUACCUUCGUUACAUUUGC
This is a messenger RNA of Dufourea novaeangliae, 1840 nucleotides long. Its product is annotated as sorbitol dehydrogenase-like. The coding region runs from base 146 to 1198 and encodes 350 amino acids. The transcript is spliced from 8 exons. NCBI's taxonomy places the organism in Eukaryota, Metazoa, Arthropoda, Insecta, Hymenoptera, Halictidae. The record is from RefSeq and is a predicted model, not a curated record. Gene Ontology annotation, molecular function: L-iditol 2-dehydrogenase (NAD+) activity; zinc ion binding. Gene Ontology annotation, biological process: D-sorbitol catabolic process.